AUGGCUAAUGGUGGUGGAGAGUGUUUGGCCAUGAGCAUGCUAGUUCAAGACUAUGGCCAUGAGCAUGGCGGAGUAGAAGCCGCAGCGCACGCCGCGCUAGCCCACCACGCGCUAGCCCACGGCGCAGCGCGCGACGAAGCCCACCACGGCGCCGGAGUACAAGCCGCCGACGCAGCCCUCCGCGGCGCAGCCCUCCGCGGCGCAGCCCGCCGCGGCGCAGCCCGCCGCGGCGCAGCCCGCCUCGGCGUCGCAGCAACAGCAGACGAAGCCCUCCGCGCCGCAGCCCGCCUCGCCGCAGCCCGCCUCGUGGAAAUUCACGUCGCCGCAGCCCGCCUCGGCGCAGCCCAGUCAGGCGUAGCCCGCUCCGUCGGCCCAGCCCUCGACGCAGCCGCAGCCGCGAUGGCAGAGAGGGCCGGAGCCCUGGUCGAGGCGAUGACGGCCGUGGUGCCUUGGACAGAAAGCAAGCUAGGCGAAACUGAUGCCAGUAAUGAUGGCAAAUUGGGUGCGACACAGGGCGACACAAAGAAUGAAGGCAGUGGCAUUCUUACCGCUGACGUAUUGGCAGAGGCUGCCAAGAGGGCCGCCCUGGCACGUGCGAAUGCCAUCAAGACGCUGCAUGCCUCAAGAGAUAGAGCUUGUGUCUUCUUCUUGCAGGGACACUGCAAGCUCUACUCCAAGUGCACCAACUUUCAUCCUUCUGAUGAGGCUGAGAAGCAGCGAUGGCUUGAUGAUUACUUUGCCACGAAGUGUAUGCUAGCCGAGCGCUGCACCACUCCGGCAUGCCUCUACAGUCACCCUGGGCAGGUGAGAGGUCAGCCGCCACCGGGUGGUACCAUAGAAGAUGCGGAACAGCAGGACGCGCAGUUCAAGGCUGAAAAGGCUGCACGAGACAAGCUGAAGGUCGCACAGGAGACGGCCAUGAGCAAAAACCAGUCUGGCGAGCAAUCUUCACACCUCUCCGAGGCAGCCAGCCACGCGGCCAUGAAGCUGGGCUUGAACCGACCCCCUCCACCACCACCACCUGAACUGCUAGCUGUUUCAGGGCAAGACCUGCAAACACCGGGUGAGGCAGCUGAUGACCCGAUGGAAGCAGAGAUCCGCCGGAUGAUGCAACAGCAGCAACAGGAAUACCAAGCAAAGCAGAUUGUCCAGGGCUCCGCUACAAUGAAGGCUGGCAGCCCAAUGCCUCCCAGUCCCUUGGCCAGAGAGUGGAAUGACAAAAGCUCCCAGGAAGAGGGCGGGUGCCCCACAACACCCGGCUCAAAUAUGUCUAGAACAACUCCUUUGUCAAAAGCUGCCAAAUGA
Molecule: messenger RNA, 1305 nt
Organism: Durusdinium trenchii
Lineage: Eukaryota; Dinophyceae; Suessiales; Symbiodiniaceae
Source: the annotation of a GenBank genome assembly